GUGGCGUUUGGACGGCGUGACGGGGAGGUUCGAUUCACUUUUGUUCGAUUGAAGUUUUUCGCGAAUUCGUUGCAUCGCGUCGCUGUCGAAAACUAAUCGGGAUCGGUGGAAAGUUUGUGCCUUAUUGAAUGGCCGUUCGCUUUGCGAUUAAGCCGUCCGAGUGUGUGUUGCGCUAGUGCGGUGAGUGAUUGUUCGAUGAGUGGCAUCGUAUGAAAUCAAGUGGCUAAUGAUUGAAAAUUAAUCGCUGAUUGUUGAAACGAUUCUAGAUCGUAUAACUGGAAGGCCUAGUAAAUUGACAACGUAUGCAGAAAUAUGUGACCCAGAGAGCGCGGUGCUGCCCACCGUUAGUAGCGAAAAAAAAUGCUCGUCGUGCUCUAGUGGAAUUAUUCAAAUGAUGGAUUGAAGGGUCUCCGUGGUGUUACUGCGGUAGACAGACAAGGUGGAGUGAAGUGUACAUGUAUUUCCCCUCUUCCACUCCGCUCAGUGUACAGUCAACUUAGUGCAUAGUUGUGAUAUGUAAUUAUUGAAGUUUUUCUGCUGCAGCCAGCUCGGACCGUUGAACGAACAGAAAAGCCUGUCAUACCUUAGUCUCGCCUUCAGUCGAGUUCUGCAAUAUCUACCGCUACGAACUUGGCAAGUCGGCUGUUUUUGCCUUCCAUCGUUUUCUUCCCGCAACAAUCUGCAACCUUCGUGUUCGUCCGUGAUAAUGAAUACUGCAUAGUGGCCAUUUGAACGUAUGAGGAGACAAAAUGGUGACAGUGUGCGGCGAUGUGGUAAUCGACAUCGUCGCCGACAGUAGGUAUUGACGUCCGUGAAUAAUCAGCUGUUGGUCGCACACCAGCACCACGGCAAAAGUGCAGUGAAAAACCGGUCUGACAGCGACGACAUGUAAUGAAAUACCGCACUUGGGGCUGCAACGAACGUCGCGUUACUCUAUAGGAAGUGCCUUUCAUUGCACCGGAAGAAGGUGACGAAUUCAAGAGGCAAACGAAAAAAAAAGAUACAGUGAAGUUCAAUUCGAUCCACCACACUCCGGGCGGGUAUACGGUGGUUAAUGGUGGUGUAAUAGCAAUUGUGUUACGAUCGUCGUACGAAAUCGAGCUGAAGAAUGUGCGUGACUUCCUCGUUCAUCGUGGCUGCGUGAGAGACAAUUUCGGAACAUGAUGAAGAAGAAAGCCAGUGUGUUCGAGUUGCCCCCCAAGUGUCCGGCGCUGGCAGACAAAAUCACCGGUAUCUUCGGCUGGCGGCACACGUACCGGGUUUCGCAGAAGCAGAAAGGCAUCCCGCACUGCCAGCAGCAGUAUUUGCACAAAACUUACUCGCUCAAUUUGCCCCGGAAAACGAAUCCAGAUUCAUGGGUCGUAGUGCAUCAUCUUCAAUCACAGUCCGGUAUUCUCGAUCCGGAUGAUCAAGUGAGCGACGUUGCCGACGAUCGGGAGGAAAUACUCGCCAGUUACGAGGACUGCUCGGGUGGUCCGGAACCUGGGGUACCACAGGGUGGCGGCGAUGGUGCCAGCGGCAGCUCGGUUGGCACGGGAAGUCCAGAUAUUUUUCGUCCAGAGCCCGGCAAAUACGGGCCGGAAAGUUCAACACCUCAUAUUGAGGUUACCUCGAACGAGCAGCCACCCGGCGGACUGGGCUUGCAAGUGCGACGGGGCAGUGAACCAUCGCUGCACCAGAUCGGAGUUACCGAUCAGCGGAGCCCGCUAUACAAUGUAAGUCCCAAUGGACACCAAGACACGAAACGGUGGUCAGCGGCACCGGUUUGUCGAAACGAUAAUGAUCCACCAGAGCGGCUGCUGGUACCGUCGAAUGGGGUUCCUUACAGUCCCGAGUGGAACAUUCUGCCAGAGGAAGAAUCUCACGACAGUCUCCCGCAACAGUUUUCCCGCUCGGGCCGACUAUCUAUGCAGUUUCUCGGAGCAGAGGCCGCCAACGGCUACAGGUGGAUCGAUGCAGCUGAACGCGUUGCGGCUAACACCGUCGGCAGCGUGUACAGUGGAACUAGCGCAAAUAGCAGUUUUAACUCCAAAUCGCUCCCGCGGGAAUCAAAGCGAAGGGAACCCCUUGGACAGGCAAAUGCAUCCGUUUACGAAUCGAUACGAGAAAAGGACGGUGAAAUGCUAUUGGUGGUGAACGAAAAUGGCGGUCCAUUGGGUCUGACGGCUAUUCCGGAUCCGGACAACGGUGGACUGCUGGUACAAAGUGUUGAGCCGGGAGGCCGGGCCGAUAGGGGCCGGGUGCGUCGUGGUGAUCGUAUUCUCGAAAUUAACAAUAUCAAACUGAUAGGUCUCUCGGAGAGUUCCGUGCAGGAACAUCUCAAGAAGAGCCUUUCAUCGCCGGAGCUGCGGUUACGUGUGAUUCGAGCGGUGAAACACCGCCGAGACAACCGAGUCUCGCAGAUGAUCGAAGCUGAAGAAAAACCGACCGGUGCCAAAGUAGCCACGGUAUCCCCGACGAGAAAGAUUCCUGGGGCUCCGUCGGGAAUCAGCCUUCAGACUGCCAAUACCCGGAGACCCGGAAAGCGGAUCGAGAUUACGCUGAAGAAGGGAAUCAACGGAUGGGGUUUUUCAGUCACCACUCGGGACAAUCAAGCAGGUCGACAGUGUCCGAUCUAUAUUAAGAGUAUUCUACCAAAAGGUGCCGCCGUUGAGGACGGCAGACUGAAGCCUGGUGAUAGACUGCUGGAAGUGGAUGGUGUUCCCGUGACCGGAAAAUCUCAAAGCGAGGUUGCGUCCAUUCUCAGAGCGACUGAUUAUGGAGCCACGGUUGAGUUGGUUGUUUCCAGGCAGCAAGAGCUCGCUGAAACGGAGGAAAGGGAAGUCGGUUGCGGUGUCGAAAAUGAGCAGAGAAACACCCCACCAAAACCGCCACCACCGGUGCUACCAAAAUCUUCGCUGAAGCAGACUACGCGGGCCAAGUCCGAAGAGAUUCUGGACACACGUGAGGCGCGCUCGACAGCUUCGAAGACCACCAAUCUUAGCAAUGGCAGUCCUCAGUCCGUGGCUUCAGCUAACGUUUCAAAGAAACCGUUGGCGUCGAUACUAAAGUCUGCAUCCACCAAUCAGGUUUCCGAGCUGUUUCAGGAACAAUCUCAGCAGCAGCAGCAUCAAAUUUCUACAACCGGUCAUCCACCCGGGUUUCAGUGGAAAAAUCGAGAGAUUUUAACUCUCCAUAUUCCGGUAUACGAUACGGAAAAGGCAGGACUUGGUGUAAGUGUGAAAGGUAAAACAGGAUCGGGCAACAGCAGCACUGGUAGCACCGGCAGCAAUAAGCACGAUGGCGAUUUGGGCAUUUUUGUAAAAAGCGUACUGCAUGGUGGAGCGGCCAGUCGAGAUGGUCGGCUGAAGAUGAACGACCAGCUGUUGAGUGUGAACGGAGUUUCACUGCUUGGGCAAAGUAAUGCGGAAGCGAUGGAUACAUUGCGACGAGCAAUACAAACAGGUGGCAGUAACCAUCCGGGCAAGAUAAUCCUUACCGUGGCUCGCCGCAUCGGCCGACCGGUCAGUACUGGCGAGUUGCUGGUAGAAACGGUCGAUAAUUCCAACUCCAGUGAUCAGUCUGGAGCAACUGUGAUCUACCUCAGCCCGGACAAAAAACAGGACAAACCACAACAACAAUCCUCCUCCAAUGAUAAACAGCAACAGCACAAACGUUACAGCAAUCCUGUACUGGACCGGCUCACUGGAGGAGGUCAAUCGGGAAGCGUUGGCGGUGGUAGCAGCCAUAGCCUGAAUCCUUUGAGUGCCAGCAGCACUGUCACUGAUGGUAGUCCCAGCAACCAAAGACCAGCACCAUUAUCCAGCCACGGACUACGCAACGAAAGCUACUAUAUGGCAACCAACGAUAAUUGGAGCCCGGCGGCCAAUCUCAACGGUAGUCACGCAGUGCUGAUUGAGGAGGACCCAGAACCAACCUCACCAACUUUUCAUCUAGCGCGUCCCUCGGACGAAACCAACUCCACGUCGACCCCGAACGGAGAUGUUACGUAUGCGAGCCAGUUGUCAUUGGAUACUAACCCACCGGCAGCGGAUGCCUUCAGUAGAGACGCUAUCGGAAGACGCUCGAUGUCCGAGAAACACCAUGCUGCCUUGGAUGCUCGUGAAACAGGAACGUAUCAGCGAAAUAAGAAACUUCGCGAGGAACGAGAGCGUGAUAAGAAGCUCAACAGUAAUGGUAUCGGAUCUGGUUCAAUGGAAUCGCUGACCCAGCAGGUUGGUGGCAGGAUGAGUAGUUUGAAGGCCAAAACUUCGGAACUACGAGCCGAGGCGUUAGAUCGACUGGGAGAGCUGGGUCCAUCGCUCGGUAUGAAAAAGUCGUCCAGUUUGGAGUCGCUUCAAACGAUGGUACAGGAGAUUCAAAUGGCCGAUGAACCAAGAGGACCGACAGCGUUACGAACGCCACGUGGUCGCGGACGAGAGGAAAUUCUCAGGGCUGCUGUGGAAAGACCACCAGAAACACAGGCUAAAAAGCACUGGUUGCUGGAGGAUGCUACACCCGACGUUGAUUCGGGAGGCUUUGUUCCCCGAGGAAGUCCGUUCCAGUCAUCAUUGAAUGACGGGAAGAAUAAGGUGCGUCACAAGAAAAGCGGUCUGUUUCGAGGAAUUGGACACAUGUUCCGCUUUGGAAAGCACCGGAAGGAUGGAAUAGCGCCUGUCAGCGACAACAUUCCAGCUGACUACACCGCGAGCUGGGGUGAAGGACCGUUGACCAAUGGAACACUUCCCGGCAGUGCCCAACAGAAAGGUCAAACACUAACUGUGAAAAAUACUAGCUCGAAGGUUUCCAAUGCACCUGCUCAACUUAGUGGUCUUCCGAACGGGCUCGGAUCCUCCACAGUCACUGGGACUAGUGUGGCUGGAAGCAGCACGAGUGCGCCUAAAAGUAACUCGAUUGAACGAAUGACUAGCAGCGGAGUUGUGGUUAGCCAACCACCUCUAUACCAGCCGCCGCCGCCGCCUCCACAUCAGAAUGGUGGCAGCAUGCCGACCUCGAUUCAUCACACCGAUGUUUUCAACCAUAGGUAUUCCCACUACGUCAACUAUGAGGAACUGCAGCAGCAGAUCAGUCGACGUCAUCAUCAUUAUCAUUCCCAAAGAUCGGCGCGGAACACGCCGCCAGUAGAACUGGCCAUCUAUCAUCAUCAGCAGCAGCAGCAACAGCAGAAGCUGAAACAACCCCGUCCAGUAUCCAACUACUACGAUGGUGGCUACGAAACCAUCCAACAUAACGGGGGCGGAUCUCAACGAAAAUCCAACCAUCCCUCGUCUCCUUCGAAACAGCCACAACAACAGCAACAACAACAGCAACAACAACAACAACAACAGCAACAGCACACCAACUGGAACGGUGCCAUCUCGUCAAACGGACUAGCAAGUAUGAGUUCCGGGUACCCAAAUCAUGGUUCUAUCCGAAGUCGCGGUCCCUUCGUAACACAAGUGCAGAUUCAGAAUUCGAUGCCCUAUCAGUGAUUAAUACAUUGCCUUAGAUGAAACCAGUACUGUGAUGUUGUAAGAGAAAGUGAAGGUAAAACUAUAUACCUAUUGUGAAAAAGUAGAAGGUGGCUAACAUGUAAUCUAGAAUUGACGUAGUAACGAGUCGAUUCAUCAACUUGUUUUGUUUCGCGCUCAUUUAACUUUCUCGCGAUUAAAAAAGUGAUGUUUUAGAUCAUUUUUUUAGUUACCAUUAUUCUUAAAACUAUUUUUUUCAUCACUAAUCAUGCGUUAAUGUUUUAUAAUCAGACUAUUAUUUUCUGUCACAAUUAAGAAUACAUCUAAAGUGAAUCUUUUCACAUUUAUAAUGACGAAUUAACGCUUUUUAUUACUCUCAUCAUUUACUUAAAUAGCUGUUACGAAUCGAACGAAUGUAGUUUCUCAUGCCUAACUAAAGUGAAUAGUGUAACUAAAGUUUUACAGCUUGUAAAUUAUUGUACGAUGGAUGAUUAAAGCCAAUUAUACAGCGGUUUGUGUAUAUUUAUCGAAAGUCUAUUAUGUUAAUAUUAAUAAAUGAUACGCAGAACAAUAAUCUCCUCUAGUUGGUAAUCCGUAUAUGUGUAUAUAUAGCGAUUAUUUGGAAACAGAUGGGUUUUAGGGCAAAUCGAAGGAACGUCCUAGUUUAACCCCCAUUCGAUAGAAAUAACUUACAUGUGAGAGCAUCGCUAGCGCUCCUUAAAGUACUUAAUUUCAUACUUAACACUGUUGCUGCGUAAAUGAGUAUAAAACUUAUUUUUCAAAAAUCCGAUUCCUGAAUGUAUUAUGACAGAACAUGGCAAAUAUAUUUGCUGCAUUGUAAGGUACUUAAAAGUCGGUAUAUAUAUGUA
Molecule: messenger RNA, 6319 nt
Organism: Sabethes cyaneus
Lineage: Eukaryota; Metazoa; Arthropoda; Insecta; Diptera; Culicidae
Product: partitioning defective 3 homolog
Exons: 9
Coding region: 1161-5471 (1436 amino acids)
Biological process (GO): microtubule cytoskeleton organization; establishment of centrosome localization; establishment of cell polarity
Cellular component (GO): adherens junction; cell cortex; apical junction complex
Molecular function (GO): phosphatidylinositol binding; protein binding
Source: RefSeq, a predicted model, not a curated record